Molecule: messenger RNA, 843 nt
Organism: Alnus glutinosa
Lineage: Eukaryota; Viridiplantae; Streptophyta; Magnoliopsida; Fagales; Betulaceae
Exons: 2
Coding region: 112-732 (206 amino acids)
Source: RefSeq, a predicted model, not a curated record
UUGAACAUCAACUCUUGUCUGAAUAAAAUACGGUUGUAGUUUCUGUAUAUAUCUUCUUCCAUCUCACAACUACAACCACAACCACAGAUUCCACCCAACUUUUCCCUCAUCAUGAGCAUCUUUUAUCAUGAAGAGCCACCACCAAAUUCUCCCAAGAGAUGCAAAUUCCUCGCUGCAACUCUGAAAGAUGCGUUUUCCAACUGCCAUAGUUUUGGCGGACGGCGUUCGACGUCAAGCCUGGAAGAGGAGUCUGCAACAAGUGACUUCGAUGAUGACCAGGAAGGAGUUGUUUCAGCCAUUAGAAGUCAAGCUAUGGAAAAGUUGAGACGCAGGCCAAGCCUCUUGACAGAUAGCUUUUCCUUGGUCUACUCUCCUUUGACUAGAGAAUUGUACAUGACUCCGAACGCAGUCCAGCGAAAGGGAGAUCUUGAUGAUCAUCAUGAAGAUGAAGACGAUGAAGAUUUUGUAACUGUUGGAAGUUGUUUCUCCUGCUGUUCGAGUGCUUUGAGCAAGGAAGUAUUUCAUUCUGUUAAGACCAACCUUUCGCGUAGUUCGAGCUUGGACGGGGUUGAUUUUCAAGAGUUUUGGAGGCGUUCGAUCAUUCAGGAGUUGUGUCAUUGCCAAGGGUGGCCAUUUGGUCUCUGCCGGAAGGCCGUCUUACUUCCACCCCUACCUAAAUCCCCGUCUGAAUCCUGGUCAUGGCGUAAAGGCACUAGAAUAGCUAAGAGCUAAUGUUCAAAGUUACUCACCCGCCGUUUCUUGAUGUUCUUUUUUCUUUUUCUUAAUCAGCUUCUCUACUUUACUUUCAAAUAAAGUAAUGUCUAUUAUUAUUGCUUCUUGUUA